Acomys russatus (golden spiny mouse) is the source of this 1167-nucleotide messenger RNA. It is a transcript of the gene Slc35g6, whose product is annotated as solute carrier family 35 member G6. NCBI's taxonomy places the organism in Eukaryota, Metazoa, Chordata, Mammalia, Rodentia, Muridae. The record is from RefSeq and is a predicted model, not a curated record. The transcript is spliced from 2 exons. Bases 76 to 1167 code for a protein of 363 amino acids.
GGAAUUAAUGAGAAAGUAGUCCCUGGCCCCCUCAGGAAGGUUCCAGGGAGGAACCUCACCCCCACUCCAGUCACAAUGGCUGGAGCUCUGAAAGGGAUCAGGCAACUGGACCCAGGAGGAGGGGAGGAGGUCCAACAAAAUGACAUGGAUGCCAGGCGUCCUUAUUUCGACCUGCCUGACUUCACCGAGCCAUCGCCGCCCUCCACUCCAGCCAGCCUCCCCUCGAGCCAUCCCCAUCGAUGCAGGCCCUCCGAUGCCACCAAGGGCCUGUUUGUGGCCCUGCUGGGUGGAGGCCUGUCUGCUGGCUUCGUGGGCCCGUUCUCCCGUAUGGCUUACCAGACCUCUCACCUGCCCUCGUUGGAGCUGCUCAUCUUCCGAUGCCUCUUCCAUCUCCCCAUUGCCCUUUUACUUAAGCUUCGUGGUGACCCGCUGCUGGGGCCUCCCGACGUCCGGGUUCGGGCCUUCCUUCAUGCCGUUCUCAAUGUUCUCAGCAUUGGCUGUGCCUACAGUGCGGUUCAGGUGGUGCCGGCUGGCAACGCCGUCACUGUCCGCAAGGGCUCUUCCACUGUGUGCUCUGCCCUCCUCGCCCUCUGCCUCGAGAGCCAGGGUCUCAGUGGCUAUGCUUGGUGCGGCCUCUUCGGCAGCACCCUGGGACUAAUCAUCAUCGUGGGGCCUGGACUAGGGACGCUGCAAGAGGGGACUACUGGCCUCUACACAGCCCUGGGCUACAUACUGGCUUUCCUGGGAGGUCUGGCGCUGUCACUGGGGCUCCAGGUUUACCGCUCUCUACACUUCCCUUCCUGCUUACCAACUGUGGCCUUCCUAUUUGGCCUGGUGGGGCUAAUGAUCUCCGUGCCCGGCCUCUUUGUGCUGCAGACCCCCGUGGUACCCCAGGACACCCUGAGCUGGAGCUGUGUGGUGGCAGUGGGGCUCCUUGCACUGGUUUCCUUCGUCUGUGUGAGCUAUGCGGUCACUAAGGCGCAUCCUGCCCUGGUGUGUGCCGUCUUGCACUCGGAGGUGGUGGUGGCCCUGAUGCUACAGUACUACGUGCUCUACGAGACCGUGGCACCGACUGACAUCAUGGGAGCAGGGGUCGUUUUGGGCAGCAUUGCCAUCAUUACUGCCCAGAACCUCAGCUGUGAGAAGGAAGGACAGGUGGAGGGCUGA